AUGCCAAGGUCUUUCCUGGUCAAAAAGGUUAAGCUCGAUGAUUUCUCAUCCGCGGAUCUCGAAAACUCCUAUGGCAGAUCACGGGCCGACCUUAGUCUACGCUUUCACGAGAAAGGGUACAUCAGUGACUACAUGACCCCGUCGGUGUACGACGGCGAGAGUGACAAUGGCAUCAAAGUACCUUCCCCCGGGCCCAUCUACGAAAGCAUCCACAGCGAUUAUGGGGCGCCGGACUCGGACCAGCCCGACAGCCCGCAGUCCGAGAUCUCCUCCGGGUACAUCAACGGGGACACCGCCGUCAGCGAGGGCUACUCGGUGGACGCCUUCUUCAUCACGGACGGCCGCUCGCGGAGGAAAGCCAUUGCCAGCCCGCGCACCCUGCAGCGUCACACGUGCAACGAGUGCGGGAAGACCUACGCCACGUCCUCGAACCUGAGCAGACACAAGCAGACGCACCGGAGCAUAGACAGCAAGCUGGCCAAGAAGUGUCCCACCUGUGGCAAGGUGUACGUCUCCAUGCCCGCCAUGGCGAUGCAUCUGCUGACCCACGACCUCAAGCACAAGUGCGACAUCUGCGGCAAGGCCUUCAGCAGGCCGUGGCUCCUGCAGGGACACAUGCGCUCGCACACCGGCGAGAAGCCCUUCGGAUGCGCGCACUGCGGAAAGGCGUUCGCGGACCGCUCCAACCUCCGCGCCCACAUGCAGACACACUCGGCCUUCAAGCACUACAAGUGCAAACGAUGCAACAAGACAUUCGCGCUCAAGUCCUACCUUAACAAGCACUACGAGUCGGCCUGUUUCAAAGGAGCCUUUUCACCGCUGAGUCCUCUCGAAGAUUGA
Engraulis encrasicolus (European anchovy) is the source of this 840-nucleotide messenger RNA. RefSeq names its product scratch family zinc finger 1a (gene scrt1a). Lineage: Eukaryota; Metazoa; Chordata; Actinopteri; Clupeiformes; Engraulidae. The record is from RefSeq and is a predicted model, not a curated record. The coding region runs from base 1 to 840 and encodes 279 amino acids. The transcript is spliced from 2 exons. Gene Ontology annotation, biological process: regulation of DNA-templated transcription. Gene Ontology annotation, molecular function: RNA polymerase II cis-regulatory region sequence-specific DNA binding; DNA-binding transcription factor activity, RNA polymerase II-specific.